Molecule: messenger RNA, 2154 nt
Organism: Vespa velutina
Lineage: Eukaryota; Metazoa; Arthropoda; Insecta; Hymenoptera; Vespidae
Gene: Acat1
Product: acetyl-CoA acetyltransferase, mitochondrial
Exons: 9
Coding region: 628-2124 (498 amino acids)
Biological process (GO): fatty acid beta-oxidation
Molecular function (GO): acetyl-CoA C-acetyltransferase activity
Source: RefSeq, a predicted model, not a curated record
CGAUCAGAAUCUUUUUAACUUAGAUGGCGCAAUAAUACGUCUCUCUGAUUUAUUUGUUCGAAUAAAUGAGAAGCCUUUCAGCUUAUAUACAUUUUAUAAUUAUUUCUAUUACAAAUUUGUAAGAUAAAUUAAAUGAAAAGCUUAUAUAUAAUUUUAUAAAUAAAGAAUUAAAAUAAUAGGCAAUAUUUAAGAUUACAAUUUUUAGGGUUAGGAAUAUAUAUUAGUUUUGAUAUCAGGGAUGUCUAUUGUGAUUCCUAGUACCUUGUUCCUUAGGAUUUAUUAUUAGUUUAAAUAUUUUUCUAUAAUAACGAGUAUUUAAUAAAUAUUCUACCUAAAAUAGAUAUCUUUAAUAUAAAAUUAUUUAAUCGUAGUUAAAAAUUGGCCACAUAUAAGUGUUAUAAUAAUGGAAAAUAUAAUAAUGCUAAAUUCUGAUACAUUAUUGGUAUUGAUGAUAACGAUAACCAAUCGACUUUUCGUAAUCGACUGAUAGUAGAACAAGUAGAAUAUUUACUUGCUGAUUUUCUUAUGGAAUUAUUAAUAUAAAUACAUAAAAACGUAUCACAUAGUGAUAUAAAUAUUUUUAGUUGUAAUUAAUAUAUUUAUAAUUACAAUAUUUUAUUUUUUAAAAUGCCCAUCGUAAAAAGAAUUCCCAAUAUUGGUCUACGUACUUAUAGUUCUAAGGUAAAAUUAAAUGAUGUAGUCAUAGUCAGCGCAGCCAGAACACCUAUGGGUUCCUUCCUUGGAUCGCUCUCUAAUUUAUCUGCAACUAAACUUGGAGCAGUUGCUAUACAAGCAGCAAUUGAACGUGCUGGUAUAGCUAAAGAUCAAGUUAAAGAAGUAUACAUGGGAAAUGUUUGUCAAGCUUAUCUUGGUCAAGCUCCAGCUAGACAAGCUACUUUAUUUGCUGGGCUACCCAAUUCAACGAUCUGCACCACGGUAAAUAAAGUCUGUGCAAGUGGUAUGAAGAGCAUUAUGCUUGCUGCUCAAUCAUUACAAUGCGGACAUCAAGAAAUUGUACUUGCUGGUGGAAUGGAAUCUAUGUCCAAUGUACCAUUUUAUCUUAAAAGGGCCGAAACUAUGUAUGGUGGUAUAAAACUUGAGGAUGGCAUUGUAUUUGAUGGCUUGACUGAUGUAUAUAACAAGUGCCAUAUGGGUAAUUGCGCCGAAAACAUUGCCAAAAAAUUGAAUAUCACACGACAAGAACAAGAUAAAUAUGCAAUUAAUAGUUACAAACGUAGUGCUGCAGCCUACGAAAAAAAAGUUUUUAAUGAUCAAAUUGUAUCAGUUAAUGUACCUCAGAAAAAAGGUAAACCAGAUAUUAUUUUUACAGAGGAUGAAGAAUACAAAAAAGUGAAUUUUGAUAGAUUUGACAAAUUAAAUACUGUUUUUCAGAAAGAAAAUGGAACUGUAACCGCUGGAAAUGCAUCAACAUUAAAUGAUGGUGCUGCUGCUUUAAUUUUAACAACUAUUGAUGUAGCACAAAAGUUAAAUCUGAAACCUUUGGCUCGUAUAGUAGGUUUUCAAGAUGCUGCAACUGAUCCCAUUGACUUUCCAAUUGCACCUGCUCUUGCUGUUCCCACUCUGUUACAAAAUACUGGAUUAAACAAAAAUGAUAUAGCUCUUUGGGAAAUUAAUGAAGCUUUUAGCGUUGUGGUUAUAGCUAAUCAAAAAUUACUUGAUAUCGAUCCUUCGAAAGUAAAUGUACACGGUGGUGCGGUAUCUCUUGGACAUCCGAUAGGGAUGUCAGGAGCUCGAAUCGUCGUGCACUUAGUGCAUGCCUUAAAGUCUGGAGAAAAAGGUGUCGCAUCUAUUUGCAAUGGUGGCGGUGGUGCUUCCUCUAUUUUAAUUGAAAAAUUGUAUCACUCGGUUUCAACUCCGCCAAAACUAACGCUAUAUACGAAGCAUCCUUGUCCUCUUUGCGACAUCUUAAAGGAUGAAUUGCACUUACGUUUCGCUAAUCGAUAUCAAUUGGAAGAAGUUGAUAUUACGGCCUUGGGAAACGAAGCGUAUCUUAAAUUAUAUCGAUAUGAAAUACCAGUUCUCUUUUUGGAAGGUCAAUAUCUUUGUAAACAUCGUUUGGAUUCUGAUCUCUUAGAAAGGAGACUUAAAGAAUUGAUGUCAUGAAAAAAUAACAUAAUAUAUAAUGUUAUCAAA